UUUUGGCUUUUUAAGGCAUACUCGUUUUUUGGCCAAGUUUAGUCACUUUCUGUGCCUCAGUGGAGGCGCACUAUACACACCUAAAUGUGUUGGCGCUUGCUAGUGUUGCCGCUGUUGGCAACGUUACUCUGCCUUGGCGUUGGGCAGGUGGCGUCAUGGCAGGCAGUAGGCAACUAUCACAAUGACGCGAAUCCAGGUAAAUGUACCAUCACCGAAACGCUGAUCAUUGCGCCCGGUGAGAAGGUGAAGUCACCAGAUAGCUGUGCGGAAAUAGACUGCCACAAUGAAGCAGGCGAUGUAACGAUCACUGGUUGUGGCUCUACUGGUGCUCCAGAUGGCUGCGAAUGGGGCGAUUAUGUUGAUGAGCAAGCAGCCUUUCCGGAAUGUUGUGCGCGCUAUUUGAACUGUGUUGGUGGUUUGAAUAAUGAGACGCAGAGGUAUCAGCAACACAUUUGGGAAAUGUUUUCCCCUAAUCUGAAGCAUUCUGCAACUCAUGGUGCAGCAGGAGCGGAAAAGCAGUAAAGUGGAAACAAUUUAAAUUUUUUUUCCUUCUAUGAAUGUUUAAAACUAAAACUGACUAAACUAACAUAAUAACUUAAGUUUAAGUAAAUAUAUCUGAGGUACAAAUGUAUGUG
Messenger RNA from Rhagoletis zephyria (snowberry fruit fly), 635 nucleotides. RefSeq lists its product as uncharacterized. The record is from RefSeq and is a predicted model, not a curated record. NCBI's taxonomy places the organism in Eukaryota, Metazoa, Arthropoda, Insecta, Diptera, Tephritidae.